UCCUCCGAGGCGGCGGCCGUGGGGAACGCUGAGUGCCAGACAGGCGCCUAUCUGGACCGUACAGUACCAUGGUUGUUGCUUCGGCCUGUGUUGUGGCCAGACUUUUUUUUCUGGUCCUGACCGUCGGAUGGGGCUUUUAGGGCCCCGCCCCAUCUGGCCUGGCCUGCUUGAAUCUCGUCACCUCUGCAGGCAGCCUAUAGCGGGCAGACCCUAGCCCCAAGGCCCGCCACCCGUCUGAGAAGAUCCAGGGAUGGGCAGCGCCACCUGGCUCGCUCCAGAGCCAGCAUGGGUCUCAUUGACACUGGGCAACACUCCAGAAUGGGAGACAAGCCAAUUUGGGAGCAGAUUGGAUCCAGCUUCAUUCAACAUUACUACCAGUUAUUUGAUAAUGACAGAAGCCAACUAGGCGCAAUUUAUAUUGAUGCAUCAUGCCUUACGUGGGAAGGACAGCAGUUCCAGGGGAAAGCUGCUAUUGUGGAGAAGUUGUCUAGCCUUCCAUUCCAGAAAAUCCAGCACAACAUCACAGCACAGGACCAUCAGCCCACACCAGAUAGCUGCAUCAUCAGCAUGGUUGUAGGCCAGCUAAAGGCCGAUGAAGACCCCAUUAUGGGAUUCCACCAGAUGUUCCUAUUAAAGAACAUCAACGAUGCUUGGGUUUGCACCAAUGAUAUGUUCAGGCUUGCCCUGCACAACUUCGGCUGACCUCUUCCCAGCCAGGCACUCAUGCUGUUUCCUCCUCCCUCCUCUUCCUGAUACUAUCACACUCCUCCAGAUGCUCCAAAUAUCAUACACAAGUGAGCAGGACCGUGGUGGAAGUAGGUGCGGUGCGCUGCUGCCCCCACGGUGUUGUGCAUGAUGUUUGGACACUAGACUAGUUGCAUCUGACAGGAGAAGUUUGUGUUGUACCAGCGCAUGCCUUGGAAAGACUUAAGUAAUGCAAAAAGGUUGUCUUUUUUUUUUUUUAAUCUACU
Fukomys damarensis (Damara mole-rat) is the source of this 971-nucleotide messenger RNA. RefSeq names its product nuclear transport factor 2 (gene Nutf2). Gene Ontology annotation, cellular component: nuclear pore central transport channel. NCBI's taxonomy places the organism in Eukaryota, Metazoa, Chordata, Mammalia, Rodentia, Bathyergidae. The transcript has 5 exons. Gene Ontology annotation, biological process: protein import into nucleus. The coding region runs from base 286 to 702 and encodes 138 amino acids. The record is from RefSeq and is a predicted model, not a curated record.